CUGGCGUCCUGCCAAGCUAUCGUCACUAGCCAGGCACACUUCGGACGCGUCUUUGCUCGCUUCGCUAAAAACGCUAACUCAGCGUAGUUGCGGGCGGGACCCUCCGCCCACUGCCCGACAAGGUCGUUCGAACGCAUGGCGCGCCAGCAUGCCCAUCACAUUUCUAGGGGGUCCCUACAGGGUGGUACCCGAAAGACCUUUUUUGAUGGGGGCUUGACGGCCUGUCGAAUUGAAUGGCAAUGGUUAUGUAAAAAUGAGGUCCACCCCCCCGCAGGACCGCUUGAGCUGACGGCAAAAGUUGACAGCUUCUUGCUAUGCCUUGCGCCGCGUGUGGCCGACCGACGGCGCCGGCGCGCUGCAGUCGAUGCCAGAGCGUGUGGUACUGCGGGCGCGACUGCCAGCGAAGCCAUUGGAAGACGCACAAGCCGACGUGCACGCCGGUUGGCGUCCAGAAUUUGUACGACCUCGCGCGGCCUCGAUUUGCCGCAUGCGUACAUGCACGUGCGCAUGUGCUACGAGGUGCUGCGCAACAUGUACAUGGACGAACCGCUCGUCGCGGUCUUCAACGGCGCCGAGUCGACCCAGCCGCCAUCGUCUGCAGACAUUAUGGCGCGCGUCCAAAGCUUCCCUGCCCACUCGUGGUACCAUGCAGCAAAAGACGGCGACACGCGCGAGCGUGACCGCGACGACUGCGUCUACGACCCGCGCAUCCACCACACGUUCACCAACACGUUUGUGGGCGACGACAUGCCGGCGCUGCCGCCGGGCGAGACCCACAUUGCGAUCGGCUUUGUCGACCUCUCCUACCUCACCUCGGUCGCAUUGACGUCGGCGGAUUCGAGCAACCCUGCGCACUGGGUCGGGAUCGAAGGGUCCAUCUACUGCGUCGCCAAGACGCGUGUGAUCCUCGCGAUGCUCCUCGGAAAGGCCUCCGUGGAUGCGAUUCUGCAAGUAAGGUACUCGUCGUGCUGGCUGCAGUCGACUCUGACUGCGUUCCAAGCCGGCGUCGCGCCCGUCUUGCUUGAUAGCGACCAUUUGACGUCGUCGGUGCGCGACCUCUUGACGCACUGGCAAGCGUGCGUCCCGAGCGUGGAAACCGCGCGCAACGAGUGGAAGCGCAAGCUUGACAACCAGUCGCUGUGUGCGUCGGCCACCUUUGCCUCGCCGAAUGACCGUAUGAGCGCGCUCGAGUAUGCGCUGACGGGCCAGCUCCUUGGCGCGGACGUGGGCAGCGUCACGAUGAGCGGUGUGCCGUCGUCGCAUCCGUCGUCCCGAGCGUGCAUGGAGUCAAUCUUCCAUGCGGUCGAUGUCGAUGCGUUUCUGAGUCUCCACGUCACGUCACGUGCGCCUGGCCGGACGCUCAUGGACGCGUGCGCCGACUACCUGCGGUCGCGCAUCGCGCGCCUCCAGCAUCAUCUCGUGAGUGGCUUUGUCGUUGUCGAGAUUUGGCCGCCGACGACCUUGCGUGCGCGGGAUACCCUCGAGCUGCAGCUCAUCAAGGCGUACGAGCCGCACUCGAUAUCGUGGGGCAACGUUGGCGACUACAUGUCGCAGGCGUCCUUCCACGCCAUGGCGAAAGCGUGCAGCCACAGCAACAGAUCCAAGGCCCCAACGCUCCACUCGUGCUACUUCAUGAACUGGCCGCGCUUGACCAAAGGCGCAAUGCUUCUCGACAACCGCAUGGACGAUGCGAUGCAGCGGCUGCUCGACGCGACGCGCGAUGAGAUUGCGGCCUUGUACAUGUCGCGCCCCGGCUACGCGUGCCUCGGGUCGCCACGGCAAGACCUCUUGACGACGAUCCUUGUCCACGGUCUCGCGAAAACAUAUGCCUCCAAGUGCGUCGAGCAGUUUCCCAAGUACGGCGCGCAUGUGCUCAAGCACGGCAUGCGCCCGUACAACUGCUUGGCGUACGCGAACGUCAGCCUUUUCUUCGACUGGCAGUUUGCCCUCUAAGAUACGCGUCGCCUGGUUGUGUCAAUAAAUACACUCGUACAAUUAUCACACUACACACUAUAAUAGAGUUGUGAAUGCCAUGUCGAUUCAAGU
Molecule: messenger RNA, 2046 nt
Organism: Saprolegnia diclina VS20
Lineage: Eukaryota; Oomycota; Saprolegniomycetes; Saprolegniales; Saprolegniaceae
Exons: 1
Coding region: 136-1953 (605 amino acids)
Source: RefSeq, a predicted model, not a curated record